Molecule: messenger RNA, 1902 nt
Organism: Anoplophora glabripennis (Asian longhorned beetle)
Lineage: Eukaryota; Metazoa; Arthropoda; Insecta; Coleoptera; Cerambycidae
Product: proton-coupled amino acid transporter-like protein pathetic
Exons: 8
Coding region: 327-1721 (464 amino acids)
Biological process (GO): amino acid transmembrane transport
Cellular component (GO): vacuolar membrane
Molecular function (GO): amino acid transmembrane transporter activity
Source: RefSeq, a predicted model, not a curated record
AUCUAUAUACUGUCACUGUUACAGGUACCACUACUUAGUGCGAUGGUAACUCGCCAAUCUGUCGGUACCUUUACAUGUCGACCAUGAAUGUAAACUAUCGUGUUAGUGGGUAAAUCGCGAUAAAUAAACGAAUGGAAUAAUUACCGAUAUUACCUAUUUCCAUUUCGUAAUAAUCGGAUAAGCAGAAAUUUCUCUUUCGCUGUGCCGGCUUGUUGCAGAUUUGAAAUUAUCGCGAGAAAAAAUUUUCGGCGAAUUUUUGUGGUGGCUGUAUGAAAGUGAAAUAAUUUUUUUGGAUUAACUUCAUCUUGGGAAAAAUCUAUAUCAACAUGGACGAAACAAAAGAAAAAUAUCCCUCAACGUUUACGAUAGAAAACUUUAGCUCUACGGCAACAUUAGCAAACAAUGAUCAAAUCAAGAUACCAGUUUCAAGUACCGAUAAGAUUGGCGAAAAGGAGUAUAAUCCCUAUGAACACAGGAUGUUAGAACAUCCAAACACGUUUUCUGGUGCUCUUAUUCACUUAUUAAAAAGUUCAUUAGGUACAGGAAUUUUAGCAAUACCUAGAGCUUUUAAAAAUGCUGGGCUGUUGGUAGGACUUAUAGGAACAAUUCUCAUAGGAUUCAUAUGUACCCACACCAUCCACAUACUAGUUGUAGCGUCUCAAGAAAUGUGCAAAAAGUCAAAAAUACCUAGUUUAGGAUUUGCAGAGACUGCAGAGGAAGUGUUUAAAAAUGGACCAAAAGGUUUGAGGAAUUGGUCUAGGGCAGCAAAGAAUUUCGUUGAAAUAGCGCUAGUGCUCACGUACUUCGUUGGGAAUGCAGUCUACGUAGUGUUUAUCACCGAGUCUAUCACCAAACUACUUGCCUUUUUCUACAAAGAUGCAGAGUCGUGGUAUCCUUAUUUCAUAGUCUGCAUAAUGGUCCUCCUCAUCCUGUGCUGCCAGAUAAGGGAACUGAAACAUCUAGUACCAUUCUCCUUUAUCGCAAACACGACCAUGAUUAUAGCAUUCGGCAUUACACUGUACUACAUCUUCUAUGGCAUUAAAGAAGUCAAACUUAGCGACACAAAACUGGCAAACGAUAUUUCUGGUAUUCCGUCAUUUUUCGCUACCGUCAUCUUCGCCAUGGAAGGCAUUGGUACUAUCAUGCCUGUUGAGAACUCGCUGACGAAAUCGCAGUUUGUUGGAUGUCCAGGAGUGCUGAAUAUUGCUAUGAUUAUGGUAGUCAGUUUAUACACCUCUAUCGGAUUCUUUGGUUACCUCAGAUAUGGAGAUGGUACAGAGGCCACCAUUACCAAGAACCUUCCCUCUGAAGAAAUACCUGCGCAAGUUGUUCAAGUUAGUAUAUCCCUAGCAGUUUUCUUUACGUUCAUGCUCCAGUUCUACGUCCCAAUCGACAUCACUUGGAGAAGAAUUAAAGACAGAAUUCCUGAAAAACGACAUAAUAUCAGCCAAAUUCUGCUAAGGACCGGUGCUGUUAUUUUCGUAACUGGAAUAGCUGCAUCCGCUGGUCAUCACCUGGAUGCUCUGAUAGACCUAGUAGGAGCCAUAUUCCUUUCGACCCUAGGUCUGUUAGUUCCGGCUUUCAUUGACAUAAUCAUGAACUGGAGGAACUGGGGGCUUCUCAACUGGAUUCUGUACAAAAAUAUCCUCAUAAUGGGUAUGUCGCUAUUCGGCCUAUUGUCCGGAAGUUACUAUGCCAUAUUAAAUAUGACAACAUCGUGAAAAGACGUUAAAUAAGAAAGUGAAAUUUUUCAAAUUUAUUAUUAAGUUAUUUCUAAGCAAUGUGAUUUAGAAUCGGUGAAGUUACUGACUCAGUAUACAGGGUGAGACAGAAUCGAUUGGUAUCUCAUGAACCAAGACAUACAGGGUAAUGAUUAAGAAUUGGGUUUUCAAUAUAUUCCAA